Messenger RNA from Oreochromis niloticus (Nile tilapia), 2305 nucleotides. RefSeq names its product CMP-N-acetylneuraminate-beta-galactosamide-alpha-2,3-sialyltransferase 1. Gene Ontology annotation, cellular component: membrane. Gene Ontology annotation, biological process: sialylation. Lineage: Eukaryota; Metazoa; Chordata; Actinopteri; Cichliformes; Cichlidae. The coding region runs from base 1 to 780 and encodes 259 amino acids. The transcript has 7 exons. The record is from RefSeq and is a predicted model, not a curated record. Gene Ontology annotation, molecular function: beta-galactoside (CMP) alpha-2,3-sialyltransferase activity.
AUGAGGGAAAGGGGAGGCAGGAGGAGAAGAGACGAGGAGGUCCAAAUGUCAGGUGAAUUGGACUUCAGAUUGGACCUGUUCUUCAUUAAAACUGCCAAGAUGGUUUUCAGACGGAGAAAAUCCAGGCUUCAAAUUUUACAACUAAUGAGAAUAACGGCAAUUGCUUUGGUCUCCAUCCUUUUAUGGAAUUUAUCAGGAUUUUCCUUCUGUCGUCAAGAGUCAAGCCUUUGUGCCUGUCUCAAAUGUCUAACAGACAGUGAUCCUUGGUUUAAUUACAUUAUCAGUGAAGCUCCUAAACCCUUUAUGUCAUGGAAACAUAAACCUUCAGAGGAAGAUUUCAACUGGUGGAAGGCCUUACAGGGGAAAAAAGAAAACUUCACUUUCUACAAUAAAACACUACAAAGUGUGUUUGAGACGAUAACACUAAUUGCAGAUAUUGAAGAACCUCGGCCUGAUCGCUGCAGGAGCUGCGCUGUGGUGGGGAAUUCAGGAAAUUUGAGAGGAUCACAUUAUGGACCAAUGAUAGAUGCCCAUGAUAUCGUAAUAAGAAUCAAUCGAGGGCGUACCAAAGGCUAUGAAACAGACGCUGGAACCAAAACAACUCAUCAUGUCAUGUAUCCAGAAAGUGCUACUAGACUGGACAAUACCACUAAUCUUUUGUUUUUUCCCUUCAAAACACCUGACUUUUUGUGGCUUCUCAAGGCCUUAAAUCCCAGGGAAAAUGGUGCCCCAAACUCCAAAAAGAUAGCUAACAAGGAUUUGGCAGUAUAUGGAGGAUGAAGGCACUGAUACCACUGACUGGCCUCCCCGCUUGCUUUACUUUGAUCAAAUAGAACACUUUGGUGACAUUGUUUCCUCACAUCCGAUGCUGCUAGGUUGCACCUCAGAUUGUCCAGGAGCUCAGGGAUGCCCUGGUCCAGUUCUGGGAGGCGAUACACCAUAACACCAUCAUUAGGAGCGUGCCCUGACAUUCGCAGGCAUGCAUACAAAAAUGCAAGUUCACACAAACUAUCAAGUGCUGUUAUGAAUUGCUAAAAAUCAAAUUUUGGCAAAAUGGACUAGCCUGCCGCAUGAUUUUUUUUCACUGUGAUUUUCAGGAUGUCUUCGAUGGCAGCUGUCUGGAAUUUGAUAAUUUUCAUUUCCAUAAAAUGAUGUUACAUCCUUUCAUGUCAAACACAUUACCCAGUAUAUAUCAGUAUAGAUAUCCAGCAUGGUUUUUUUUCCCCAUUGAGAUCUGAUAUGUUUUCAAAGUCUUCCAUUACUUUUUUGAGUAGUAUAUUUUAUUGUGCAUUAAUUGCAGAAAGGAAUGAUGAAUAAAACUCAGAUUUAAGGCUCUGUCUGAUUCAUAACAGGUGAUGAUCCUUCAUCCAGCUUUCAUGAAAUAUGUUCAUGAAGUCUGGCUGAGAAGGAGGGGAGCUUAUCCAUCCACUGGCUUUCUUACUGUUGUUCUCAGCUUACUGAUGUGUGAUGAGGUCAAUAUCUUUGGGUUCGGAGCAGACAGCGAAGGAAACUGGAGCCAUUACUUUGAAAUCCUCCGAAACAAAAAAUUAAAAACAGGAGGCCAUCCGGGACAAGAAGAAUAUAAAAUGAUUGAUAGAUUACACAAGAGGAAGAAAAUAUUUUUUUUUAAAGGAUGGUAGUUUUUUCUGUUUGCAUUUCUCACUUUAUCAGUUGCAAAUCAGUUUUAAAUAAGAAUAUAUAAAAUGCAUUAUUUUCUCCCAAGUCGUGGCAGUCAGUUAUUUUGACUGACUGCAUCAAAAACUAUUUACAUAUUUUCCAAAAACAAAGUACUUUUUGCUUGACUCUAAAAUAUAGGGUUAGGGUUUGCAUUCAGAGCAAGGGUUGUCAGCGAUCAAGUCUUAGACCAAGAAACAAAGAAUAGAUGCUUGUUGCUAAAGGGUUAUUUUAUUAUUUCAUAUUUGAUUGGAUACACGGUGUGCAUGUGUAUUAUCCAAUCACACACCAGCAGACAAAUUUAAUGUCCAAAUUAUAGUACUGGUUGCCAGAUUCAAUAAAGAAUUUACUGAUGCAUUUAAGGUCUCAAUUAGUUUAAUAUCGUAUUGAUUACAAAAUUAUGCUUGUAUUAUACAAUAUGUCAAAGAAUCUUUUUUUUGUUUUUUUACAUGACAUCUGAAAUAAGUGUUUAAAACAAACACUGGCAGAAUCAGGCAGCCCGCUGCUGUGACCUGUUGGGGGUGAAGGGAAAGAGCAAUGUGCAGUUGAAAUUUUGAAAUGCUACAUGGGACAAAGUUUGUGGAAACUGACAUAAUCAUUGUACCAUAAAUUAACAUUAAAAAGUGUCUUA